Molecule: messenger RNA, 1644 nt
Organism: Clunio marinus
Lineage: Eukaryota; Metazoa; Arthropoda; Insecta; Diptera; Chironomidae
Source: the annotation of a GenBank genome assembly
AUGAAGCUGGUUGUGGUAAUUUUGCUUGCAUUGUCGUCUUUCGUUACAGCACAAUGGGAUCCCCAAUGGCUUUCAAGUCGAAGUGCAAUGGUUCAUUUAUUCGAAUGGAAAUGGUCAGACAUUGCUCGUGAAUGUGAGAAUUAUUUGGCACCUAAUGGCUUUGGUGGAGUUCAAAUUUCACCUCCUACAGAAAACACUGCGAUUGUCUUAGAUUGGUUGAGCACAAAACGUCCUUGGUGGGAGAGAUAUCAGCCAAUUUCAUACAAACUUGAAACAAGGUCUGGAAAUGAAGCUGCUUUUGCUGACAUGACUCGUCGUUGUAAUGCUGUUGGUGUAAGAAUUUAUCCUGACAUUUUAUUAAAUCAUAUGUCGGCAACAUCAGGACCAGGAACAGGAUCGUCAGUUGGAUCAGCAAAUUCAUCUUAUCUUAACUUCCCAAGUGUUCCAUUUACGACAGAACAUUUCAAUCCUUACUGUUCGUUAGAUUGGAACAGCCAAACAAGUAUCCGCGAUUGUUGGCUUAUUGGACUUCCCGACCUUAACUUGAAGCAUCAACACGUUAGAGACAAACAAGUUGAACUUUUGAAUCAUUUGAUUGACUUGGGUGUAGCUGGGUUUAGAUUUGAUGCAAUGAAGCAUAUGUGGCCAGAAGAUCUUGAAUACAUUUUGAGUAGAAUGAAGAAUUUAAAUGUGAAUUACGGAUUUGCUGCCAACACGAGGCCAUUCGUUGUCGGGGAAGUUAUACAAGGAGAUGGAAUUGUUUACUCACAUUAUACACACUUAGGUGCCGUAACUGUAUUUGAAGCAUCAAGGACACUCGGACAAUCAAUUCGUGGACAUGCAAGCGUUAAUGAAUUAAAAGAUUUUGGAAGAUGGUAUGGUGCAGCUUCACAUGAAUCAUUAAUAUUUGUUGAUAAUCAUGACAAUCAACGAGAUGGUGGACUUCCAUUGACAAACCACAACGAACCUCGAAUCUAUAAAGCCGCAACUGCAUUCAAUCUUGCUUUCGAUUUUGGAAUUCCACGUUUAAUGAGUUCAUUCUAUUUCACACAUCGCGAUCAAGGUCCACCAACUGACGGAAAUCUCAACAUUAUUUCACCAUCAUUUGACUCCAAUGGUCAAUGUAACAAUGGUUGGGUUUGUGAGCAUCGAUGGCCGGCAAUAAGAAACAUGAUCGCAUUCAGAAAUGCUGUCAAAGGUACAAGUGUUGAACACUGGUGGGAUGGUUGGAGUCAAAUAGGUUUCGCACGUGGAAAUCGAGGAUAUUUCGUUCUUAAUUCUCGUGAUAACGGUGAUGGAUUGUAUGAAAGACUUUACACUGGAUUAUCUGCUGGAACUUAUUGCGAUAUGGCAACAGGCGAAAAAGUUGGCAACAGUUGUACAGGAAAGAGUGUCGUCGUUGGUGGUGAUGGCUAUGCACAGUUUGAUUUAGAAAGAGGUUCUCAAGAACAGUUCAUGGCAAUUCAUGUUGAUGCCCGAUUAUAGAAGUCUUAAAAUGCUAAGUCAUAAACAUUAAAGUAUGCAAUAAAAGAAAUCUUAUCGAAGCUUAUCAAAAUUAUUUUGUUGAUUCAACCGUAUGUGAGCCAAAAGCGAUUGAAAACAGAAAAAAAUAUCAAAAUAAAAGAAAUAUUUUACAAUCUAAUC